Messenger RNA from Exophiala mesophila, 640 nucleotides. RefSeq lists its product as uncharacterized. The transcript is spliced from 2 exons. The record is from RefSeq and is a predicted model, not a curated record. Lineage: Eukaryota; Fungi; Ascomycota; Eurotiomycetes; Chaetothyriales; Herpotrichiellaceae. Bases 184 to 456 code for a protein of 90 amino acids.
CCUCACCUCUGCGGCAUCGCGUGCGAUUAGCAAAAGGAAUGAUCUACUUACUAUGCUUCCAUCUGCAUUUUUUUCAAUAGCCUGCAGCGCGUGCUGAGGGUCUCCUUUCUGAUGUUAUAACUAGCAGCCACAGUCUGCAGCAAGAUCGAGCGAUUUCAUAACCGUUCCACCCUCCACAUCUUCAUGGACUCCAAUCCAGACACAAGCAGCGACGCUGCUGGAGAGCGUGUCAAUUUGGAUAGGGGAAAAAAAGUCUCACCCGAAGUCAUGAAGGAAUAUGCAGAAGAACAACGAAAGCGACGCGCCACCAUCAUCCUUGACAACUACCAGCUCCUAAUGAGAUACGCCCUCGAAAACCAGAAGUCCAUUCCUCAAACCAGAAUCUAUUUUCAGAGAGUCGCGGUGGGGGAACACCCAGCCCCGAUCAUCCGGAAUUGGUUUCCAGUGUCUCGAUGAUUGGCAGGUGAAUAGGUCACCGGUGUGAUCGUUUCUUCUGAUAAAGUGCAAAUAGAAUUAAUCUAGAAGAAGCUCAGCACCUCAAAGUUGAAGGUAGAAUGAGAGUGCGACCAGGGGAGCACUAUUGAUUCUCAUCGUCUAUAUCUCGUACCUCACAAGGCUGGUGUCCCAAAACAAGGCUGAG